AUGGCAGCUGGCUUGGACACGGGCAUCGUAACGGGCACGGAGGCUGGCAUUGUCAGGGGCGCAGACACGGGCAUGGAUGUGGCUCUCACGCCGCCGACUGUGGACCACGUCCAGGCAACAGGUCGGGCCCUGGUCGAUGUGGUUAAGCAACAGGCAGAGGAGAUCAAGGUGCUCAAGGCUCAACUGGAUGGUGCCAACCGGCAGCUAGUGUUGGCGGAGGAGGAGAAAGGCGCUGUCAAGCAGCUGCUCGUCAAGACGGAAGUCAACUUGGCCAACCAGGUCGCGGCCAGAAAGACGCUGGCCAAAAGAGUUGUCGCCGUCUUGGAUGCUCUCCGGACUGGCGUUCUUGAUCUGGCACAUGUCACCGCGGCGCUGAUGGAUGGUUGCUCUCCUGAGACUGAUGAGACUGUGUCGGGGGAAGACAUUGUCGAGCCCGUUGCCGAGAAUCGGCCGCAGAUGCGUAAGUGGCGGCAGGGCACGUCAGGAUUCAAGACCUCGCCGGCACUGGAGAAGCUCAAGGCACGUCAAGAAGCGAUGCGUAAGCAGCGCGCGGCGGCGGCAGCAGCCGCUGACGCCGACGCCGACGCCGACGAUGGCGACGGCGAUGGCGAUAGCUCCGACUCUUAUGGUUCGGUUGUCGAGCACGACGAUGAGCCUGCAGCCGAGGUCAAGACCGAGGCUCGGCCACAGAUGCGCAAGUGGCGGCAGGGCACGUCAGGAUUCAAGACCUCGCCGGCACUGGAGAAGCUCAAGGCACGUCAAGAAGCGAUGCGUAAGCAACGCGCGGCGGCGGCUGCUGCCGCCGCCGACGCCGACGCCGACGCCGACGAUGGCGACGGCGAUGGCGAUAGCUCCGACUCUUAUGGUUCGGUUGUCGAGCACGACGAUGAGCCUGCAGCCGAGGUCAAGGCCGAAGCUCGGCCACAGAUGCGCAAGUGGCGGCAGGGCACGUCAGGAUUCAAGACCUCGCCGGCACUGGAGAAGCUCAAGGCACGUCAAGAAGCGAUGCGUAAGCAACGCGCGGCGGCGGCUGCUGCCGCCGCCGACGCCGACGCCGACGCCGACGAUGGCGACGGCGAUGGCGAUAGCUCCGACUCUUAUGGUUCGGUUGUCGAGCACGACGAUGAGCCUGCAGUCGAGGUCAAGGCCGAAGCUCGGCCACAGAUGCGCAAGUGGCGGCAGGGCACGUCAGGAUUCAAGACCUCGCCGGCACUGGAGAAGCUCAAGGCACGUCAAGAAGCGAUGCGUAAGCAACGCGCGGCGGCGGCUGCCGCCGCUGACGCCGACGCCGACGCCGACGAUGGCGACGGCGAUGGCGAUAGCUCCGACUCUUAUGGUUCGGUUGUCGAGCACGACGACGGCUCCGAGUCAGCCGACUCGGUUGUCGAGCACGACGACAAGCCUGUUGGCGAGACCCGCUCAUGGCGUGCAGGCUUCAACACGUCGCCAGCACUCGAGCGGCUGACCGAGACACGGAGCGCCGCUGCGGGCAGAGUACACCCUGCGGCCAACGCCGGAGGCACUGACGAUGCUGCAAAGCCGGUCGAGCGCCCGCAGAUGCGCAAGUGGCGCCAAGGCACCACAGGAUUCAAGACCUCGCCGGCGCUAGGGAAGCUCAAGGCGCGGCAGGAGGCUAUGCGCAAGCAGCGCGCAGCUGCGGCUGUGGCUGCGACUACGGCUGCUGUCGCUGACGCGGACGCUAGUGAUGACUCGGACUCGUGUGGCUCGGUUGUCGAGCGCAGCUCCGAGGGCUCGAGCUCGGCGGGCUCGAUGGUGGACAACGGCUCGCCAGCGCCGCGCGAGAUCCUCGGUCUUCCAGCCGAGUCCCCGCCGAACCGCCGCGCCGGGCGGCCCGAGUCGCUGCGCGACCGACGCCUGCGGCUGCGCAACACCCGGCGGGCGACGUCGUCGGACCACACCAUGGACGCGGCCAUGCGCGCCGCCAUGCUCCGCGCCGGCCGCACCAUGUCGGCGUCGGCCGCCGAAGAGCGGUUCGAGGAGCAGCAGAGCCAGUCCGAGCUCGAGGCUGCAGCCAACGCUGCGCACAAUGAGGCGAACUCGACAACGCUCUACGACAGCAGCAGCGACGGUGAUGACGAUGUCAUCGUCGUCAAUGCAGCUACGAGUGGCAUCGCCAGAGGCCACUCCUGGCUCGACGUCGAGCGCCCGCGCGGCGAGGCCAUCGACUUUGAGCACAAGCCCAAUGCCCGCGGCCUUAACGUCUCGUUCUCGUCGAACCUCUCCCACAUCUUCGGCGAGACGUCAUCCGACGACGACGACGAUGUACCCGACGCCAGCGCCACCACUGCCGAGCUCUUGCGGCAGCUGGUCGAGGCUCGCAAGGAAAACAUUGAUCUCGCGCGAACGGUCUCUGAGCUCACGCUCGAGGUGAGCCGGCUGACGCAGUCACUCACCGCAGCCUCGGCGGCGAAAGCGUCAUUGGCUGCGGGCGCGGGCCUCAUAGUUGCAGGCGUGCAGACCGAGCCGCGGAUUGUGGACAACGUGGCGGUGCAGACGCUCCCGCCUGACGUCGCCCAUGUGAGUGUGCAGACCGAGGUGGAACGCGACGGCGGGCCGGUGAGUGCGGCUGGAGCCAGCAACGUCAAGCUCGACGAGCUCUCGUCGCAGUUGCAUCUGGCGCAAGCGCAGAACGAGGAGCUGAUGCGGAUGCUGCGGUCGCCGUCGCUCUCGCUCUCGCCGAUGCCGCGGUCCCCGUCGGCAGCGUCGCCUCUGACGCCUGUGACGGCGCGGGCGCGGUCCUCGUUCUCGCGCUCGCCGUCGCUCACGGGAUCAUCGCCGGUCCCGCUCGACUCGCCGGCGCGGGCACGGGCGCGGGCAGCGUUUGAGCGGCGGCUGGCGCGGACAGCGCGGUACGUCCACCAGCAGGAACUCCGACCUCUAUCGUAAACACGUGCACUGCA
Messenger RNA from Thecamonas trahens ATCC 50062, 2921 nucleotides. RefSeq lists its product as uncharacterized. Lineage: Eukaryota; Apusomonadida; Apusomonadidae. The record is from RefSeq and is a predicted model, not a curated record. Bases 1 to 2907 code for a protein of 968 amino acids. The transcript has 2 exons.